AUGAACAUACUUGAACCGGAGAAGAUACGCCAACUCAUUCAUUAUUUUGAUAUGCUUGAGCCGAAGCAAAGGGACCAACUCUUCGAAUCCUUUGAAAAACUCGGCCUGAGGAAGACGAGGCAACUCAUUGAUGCAUUUGGUAAGGACACCUUUCCACCCACCCUGCUUCAUGAAGUCAAAAUGACGCCUAUUCUUCUCUCUUUUCCAGGCAUCUUAGAGGAGGAGCAGUUGCUCCAACUAAUUGUUUCUUUUGGCGAUCUGGAGGAAUAUGAAACUUGGAAUCUUCUGCAGAGCUUCAGUAAGGACAUCGUUCGGUCCCCCAUCACAAGGAUUUCCCUGUUGUGUCCUAAUGGAAUCACCUAUUAUCUUCCUUUUUUCCCAGACAAACUCGGGGAGCACAAUACAUGGAACCUCCUUGAAAGUUGCAACAGUAGGUUCAAAAUUGAAGAAAGCAUCAAAGGAAUGGGGGUGGAAACUCAUGCUCGCACCAAAUACCAACGAUGGACAUUAGCAGUAGACCCAAUAUCGGUGCUCCCUCGGCCUGCACUGAAGUGGGCACUUCGUCACGUCCUUCAGCGCCGGUAG
This is a messenger RNA of Darwinula stevensoni, 585 nucleotides long. NCBI's taxonomy places the organism in Eukaryota, Metazoa, Arthropoda, Ostracoda, Podocopida, Darwinulidae. The record is from the annotation of a GenBank genome assembly.